CAUCUUCUAUCUGUUACCAACGACGAAACCCGUUCGACACGCUCAGCUCUUCUCGUUUUCUUUCCGGAUUAGUAGUUGCAACUGCAAAUCAUAUGAUCGUGAAGGAGGAGGUUAUGGUUCGCACGAGAGAUGCACGAGAGACGCUACGCUGAUCAAUAGCGCGAGAUUCGGUCCGCAAAAUAAAUUGUGUGUGCAACAAUUCUCUGAUUAAAGUCUUGAAAAGUUCCAUGAGGAUUAAUCCUUUCACGACGGAUCUGUCAGAUGGAAGGGCCGGACGAUGAGAAAGAAAAUAAAAAAAAUGUAUUUUUAAACAACAACAACAACAACAGGAGAUCUAAGUCACCGAACGCCAUCGAUACCUUACUGUCCUUGGACGAUACAUUACUGUGCAAUGUAGAAGCUGAGAGCGGACUGCACACUUCAUUCAGGAAAUUCUCUCAGGAGUACGACAGCUGCUCGGCAUCAGAGGAGGAAUGGACGGCGCGGCGGAGUACAGCUGUGAAAAUUGCUCCAAUAAACAACAUGUCAAAAUCACGAAGUGUGUCACCCAACGAGUGGCUGGAUAGAUCUCUGAUGAAUCAAGUAUUCGCUCAAUUCGACUCGCAGAACGAGGAGAACAUAUUUGUAAAUAAUUGUGAUAAUAAUAUUAGUAAUUUUAAUAUAUUCGAUACAUUCUGCAAAGACGACGCGCUCAAUCGUUCCGAAUCGCACAAUGUCAAGCCGCUAUCUGAAUCCAAUCAAAAUGUUGAGAGAACGACAUCAGACAACAACAGCAAAUUACACGAAGACAAAUCGUUUACGAAUAUACCGUGUUUGUCUAUCACGAACUUUGGGGAUGAUAUCCUGAUGGGUAACAGCGAAGACGAUAACAGAGAAAAUAACAAAUCGCCUGUUUUGACAGGCAAAUGCAAAUCCGCAACGAGAUGUAAAAUCCCGAAGAAAAGACUGCGUUUAAUCGACUCCCCGUCUAAAAAAACGGAAGAAAAUAAGGAAACAACUUCUUCAGAAUCUUCUUCAUCCGCAUUUUACGGCUUGUCGGAUGCUGUGAAAAAAUUGAUUCAGGAAACUAAGGGAAUUCGUUAUCUAUAUCAAUGGCAAGACGAAUGUUUGAAGCUGGCCACCCUCACGAAAAAGAAUUUAAUUUAUGCUCUGCCAACGAGCGGCGGCAAAACUCUAGUCGCGGAGAUCUUGAUGUACAGAGAGAUAAUGUGCAACAAGAAAAAUGCGAUUUUUAUACUUCCAUACGUGGCACUGGUGCAGGAGAAAGUUCAAUCAAUGGCUGUAUUGGCAUUAAAAUUGGGAUUUUUAGUCGAAGAAUACGCCGGUGCGAAAGGGCGUUAUCCACCGAUCAAACGACGGCGAAAACACAGCAUCUACAUAUGCACUAUAGAGAAAGCUGUGGGUCUUGCAAAUAGUUUGAUAGAAACAAAACGUUUGGCCGAAAUUGGCAUCAUCGUUGUUGACGAGUUACACUUGCUCGGAGAGUCUGGUGGGAGAGGUGCUACUUUGGAAGGACUUCUUACAAAGAUAAUGUUUUUCAGUGAUACAAUUCGUGUGAUCGGAAUGAGUGCAACCAUAGGUAAUUUAAAAGAAAUCGCGCAAUUUUUGAACGCAGACACGUACACCCAAAAUUUUCGACCAGUUCAGAUAACAGAAUACGUGAAAUGCGAGAAUCACAUUUGGGUAGUCGAUUUGAAUAGCGAGGAAUUGUUGGUGGAUAUGAACAGCAAAGACUACAAUUAUUCAGAGGACAUAGCAAUAAUAGAUCCAGAUAGAAUUGGCGGUUUGGUAAUGGAAGUAGCGCCGGACGAUUCGUGUCUCAUAUUUUGUUCAAGUCGUAAAAACUGCGAAAAUGUGGCUCUAUUAUUGGCCAAAGUUCUGCCUAAGAGUUUGCUUAAUUACAAGGUAAAUGAAAAAGAAACUUUAUUAAAUGCGCUCACGGCCGAGGAGGGACUGUGUCCUAUCUUACGAAAGACUAUCAAGUUCGGCGUAGCUUAUCAUCAUUCGGGUCUCACAUCCGAGGAACGGCGUUUGCUGGAAGACGCUUUCAGAGAAAGUACUCUGUGCGUGAUAUGUUGCACUUCAACUUUAGCCGCUGGUGUCAAUUUGCCGGCAAGAAGGGUAAUACUACGUAGUCCUUAUGUUGGUAAUCAGUUCUUAAAUUUAAGUAGAUACAAACAAAUGAUCGGUCGCGCUGGUCGCGCGGGUAUGGGAGUUUUAGGAGAGAGUAUACUUAUCUGCAAAACUUCCGAGAUCAAAAAGGUGAAAGAUCUACUGAUAUCGCAAAUGGACGAUUCAUUAAGUAGUUUGCAUAUAGAAAAAGACAGGGGGCUCAACAAUUUGAUCCUAAGUGCAAUACAAUUAAACAUAGCUGCGACCAGAUCGGAGUUACAUAAAUUGACAGCUGCAACUCUGCUUAAUAUUCAACAAACUAGAAUAGACGUUGAUCUAAAGACAAUUACGGACACAACGAUAACGGCGUUAUUGAAAUGCGGCGUGAUUAAAGUUAAAAGUCCAGGUCCGUCUACCAGCGAUCGUAAUGUAACUGUUGUAAUUCCAUCUCAGAAUCCAGAGCGUGCAGAAAAUCCUUUAUCGGUCAGACAAGGAGUAAAAACGAUCAAGUUUACAAAAGAAACUGAAUUUCAGCUUUGUGACUUGGGAAAAGCUGCAAUGAAAGGACCGAUCGACUUAAACAUCGCAUACACACUGUACGAAGAUUUGAAAACAGCUCAGAAACAUUUGAUCUUAAUGGAUCAUCUCCACCUCUUGUAUCUUGUGACACCUUACGACACUGCAUCUCAAAUUACCCCCAUUGGCAGUAUCUACUAUGAUGUGAUAUUGUCCUUAACCGAAAGUCAAAUGCAAAUUGCCAGACUUCUCGGAAUAACGGAAGCUAUAGCGAAUAAAUUACGUGAUGGUAUGAUGCCCAAGUCUGUUGAGAAGAGAGUAAUUCACAGAUUUUACGUGACAUUAAUAAUACACGAAUUGUGGAAUCAUCAUUCAGUAUAUUUUGUUGCUGAGAAGUAUCAAGUUAACAGAGGUGUUGUACAAAGUCUUUUAAACGCGGCCUCAUCAUUUGCCUCCUCUAUAGUGAGAUUUUGCCAAGAAUUACCCGAAUUCUGGGCAUUUACAGAGAUGUUAAGCGUGUUCAGUAAAAAAUUAUCGUACUGUUGUCCAUCAGAAUUGGAAACAUUGAUGGAACUGCCGUCCGUUAAAAUAGGUAGAGCCCGUCAACUAUACAAAGCUGGCUAUAAAACUUUACAAUCUAUAGCAAAAGCCAAUCCAAAAGAAAUAAAAGAAAAAAUUCCAUACUUAACUAACAAAAUGGUUGGACAAAUUAUUGCCGCAGCAAAACUUUUAAUAUUGCAACGAGCAGAAGACUUAAAAGAUGAAUGUGAAGAUGUUCUCGACGGUAUAAAUUUCAGUCAAUUAGAAGCAAAUUUGUAAAUUUCCAUACAUUUUUAAAUGGUUAAAAAUGUUUUUUUUUUAUCUUUUAUAAAAAAUUAUGUGUGUAUCUUUUCUAAAAAAAAUUGUAUAUAUAUGAAUUACAUCACUUUGUUUAUCACUUUGUUUGUUAUCUAUAAGUUAAAUGAUCUAAGUUUAUACAAUCGAGAAUUAAGAAAAUUGUUAUUUUUUUAAAAUAAAUAGUUCUGUAUUUUUUCCUAAAUUAUUUUAUUCUUUCUUUCUCUCAUACACACAAAUUAUUGCUAAACAUAUCUCACAAGAAGUGUGUUUACAACUUGUGUCUUAUGGAGCAAUGUGUUUUAAAGAAUGACACAUUGUUUAAGCAGACACAAAGAUUAAGUAUCCAAAAGUAACGUUUGAUAUUUCCUCAAAGAUUGGCAAUAUCAAAUAAUAAAGCGGAAUACAAAUGCAUUAUAACAAUUCAUAGAAUAAAUCUGCAUUACAUUAAAAAAAAAUACAACACUAUUAAAACGAAGUGUUAAAAUAAAUAGUAAACAAAACCGUGUUGUUUCUA
Pseudomyrmex gracilis is the source of this 3979-nucleotide messenger RNA. RefSeq names its product helicase POLQ-like (gene mus301). The record is from RefSeq and is a predicted model, not a curated record. NCBI's taxonomy places the organism in Eukaryota, Metazoa, Arthropoda, Insecta, Hymenoptera, Formicidae. The transcript has 15 exons. The coding region runs from base 262 to 3447 and encodes 1061 amino acids. Gene Ontology annotation, molecular function: nucleic acid binding; ATP binding.